GUAGGUUAGAUGACAUCUGCAAAAGAUUCAUGCAAAAGGAAAGAACAGAGAAGUAACAGAGAGACGGAGCAAGGAACUUAUUGCAGCUGUCAGUUGUCCGGGUGAAAAGGUGCAUUGGUGAAUAUGGUUUUAAACAGAAUUCUUGUUGCCUUUGUUCUUUACAUGGCUCUUCUGGGGGAAACUUUUUCCACAAGGGCUGAAAAGAUAAAUGUUGCUGCUGGCAAGUCUGUCUUUCUUCAGUGUCGAAGUAAAACUGACCAGAGCACUCCAAACAGAAUAGUCUGGAAACAUAAUGGAAGACUUCUGGUACGGAAAAUGAAACACCAAGUAUUUAAAGGUGAAAGGUCUGUAACAUACAUAUUGAAGGAUGAGGAGACUUUUUCUCUAGAACUGCCAAAAGCAGAACCAGGACAAUAUGUCUGUGAUGUGGAUGGAAAGCAGGUGGCUACUUAUGAUAUCGAAGUGUGGACAGUUACCGGAUCUAAAAGUGGAUACCUCCUGCAAGGUGAUACUUUAAAGCUGAGUGUGUCUCCUGUCAAAGAUGCCACGAUUGAAUGGUUUGAACCCUACAAUACCAAAGUAACAGGGAACGAGCCACGAUGGAAACGGCACAUGGGUAGCUUACAGAUAUUAAACCUUACAGUUCAGGAUAAUGGGAUAUGGAAAUGUCACAUCUCUCAUCCCGAUUAUAAUAUCAACCUCUCCUACAAUGUCAAGGUACUAGGUUUUUCCAAUCCAUUGGAUGAGUUCCAUUUUGCCACUAUCAACAGCAGCAUCCUCCUUUCCUGUCCUUUGAAUAUUGACCUGCAAGAAAAAAGAGAUCAGGAGAUUCCAAAAGUCCAGUCUUGGAAAUGGCUUAAGAAUAAUAUUCUCAUGACGGGGCCUUACAUAAACAACAAUAGCUCUUUCUCUUUAUCCAAUGUCCAUUCUGGAGAUGCUGGACAGUACCAAUGCCGUCUUGGAUUUAAACAUGGAACUUUGAGUAAAACCAUCAACCUAAUAUUUGUGAACGUCUCUGCUAUCCCUCCUGUGCUCAAAUCCAAAGAAGACAGUGUGACCUUGUGUGGUCAUAUCACUCCACUCCAUAUCAUCUCUCCACUGACUGAAUUGUGCUGGGUUUAUGUAAAUAAUUCUACGAGUGAACCCAAAUGUGGCUCUCCCGUUUCAGAGCAUAGAUUCUGUCACAUAGCUACAACUGAAGGACUCUGGAGGUGUGAUUUCAAAGUGAACAACGAUGUGAAAAUCAGUAUUGACUAUAUUCUGGGUAAGUUCCAAGAAAAGCUCUCAAAUGAGACUACUUUAGAGAAUACUUUCUCACUGAUCAAAAUAGCCUCAGGAAUUGGCGCAAUGCUUCUGCUGUUAAUUCUUGUUGGUGUCUGUGUACCUACUUGUAAACGUAUUAAGCAGAAACAGCAACAAGCCAAGAGGAUGGCACAAAUUAAGCAACAUUUGCUUGCCAAGAGGACAUGCCAAUGUCAGAGGGACCUACCUAAUGAUUACUACCACACCUGAAGGAGAAAAAAGCAGAUGUUGAAAAAUCACUGGCAUGACCAUUUACAAUCAUUGACAAUGCAGAGUUACAUGUCAUUCAAAUACUGCUGGGUUGCCUUAACUUUCUAUCUGAUAUCCAUAGUGCUGUAAUCAUUUGGGCAAGUCUGUAUUUUGAAAUUGUGGAGCUCGCAGAAAAUAUUGACCAAAAAGGAUUCACCUUAGUGAUUGCUUCUAAGUUGUCUAAUAGCCGACUACUCUUUGAACCAAUCUGCGGUUCUCUCCACUGCAACUGUAAAUGGACAAAGAUGUGUUGUUUGUUUUUAAAAUUCCUGACCAGAAAUAAAAUGUUUAUAUCUUUCCCUCCACCCAGCCCCACUGGUUAAUUCAUGUACAUGUCUACAGAUAUUUGUUUGCAUUUAUUGUGUAGUUUGCAAUGUCUUGUGAGAGAAUAUUCUAUCAUUUAAAAAAGCAAUAUUUUUAAAUGUAUAUUAACAGUCAUGAUAUAAUUAUGAUGCUAAUGGCUUAAUGUAUUUCAAAGGACACAUUCCUUUUUACUGUUUGGGAAAUGCUGGUGGUGGGUGGGGAGGAAGAGGGGCUUCUGCAUUCUGAAAAUUGCUUCUAAGUAGAGAAUUUCACUGAUGAGACACAAAAAUUAUUGGAAAACUAUUUCCAAUCUAUCUUGGAUCUUUCCACUGUUUUAUUUUAUUCCUUAGGGCAAGGGUCUCCAAACCUGGCAACUUUAAGACUUGUGAAGCUUUAAG
This is a messenger RNA of Thamnophis elegans (Western terrestrial garter snake), 2252 nucleotides long. RefSeq names its product T-cell surface glycoprotein CD4-like. Gene Ontology annotation, cellular component: external side of plasma membrane; membrane raft. The coding region runs from base 124 to 1512 and encodes 462 amino acids. Gene Ontology annotation, biological process: T cell activation; positive regulation of ERK1 and ERK2 cascade; interleukin-15-mediated signaling pathway. The transcript has 10 exons. The record is from RefSeq and is a predicted model, not a curated record. NCBI's taxonomy places the organism in Eukaryota, Metazoa, Chordata, Lepidosauria, Squamata, Natricidae. Gene Ontology annotation, molecular function: MHC class II protein binding; protein tyrosine kinase binding.